Messenger RNA from Striga hermonthica, 885 nucleotides. The record is from the annotation of a GenBank genome assembly. NCBI's taxonomy places the organism in Eukaryota, Viridiplantae, Streptophyta, Magnoliopsida, Lamiales, Orobanchaceae.
AUGAAAGAAUUCAGAGACUGGAUUUGUCAGGGUUUGCUCCAGUCGGCUCUUCGCAAAGUCGCAAACGGUUAUAAUUACUACAAAGUCAGGAACAAAACUUUGCCAGCUCCCUUUGAAUUUAAUGUUGUUUCUGUGUCUGACAAGAACUGGUUUUACCACAUAUUCGAGAUAGGCUGCUUCCUCGAUAGCAGCGUAACACAUGGAUGUGUUUUUUACUACCUGAGGAAGAUUGGCUUUUAUGGUAAAUCUGCCGCCGUCAGGUUUACAACGACAGAUGUGUACGCAAUGUUUGUGUCUCAGUCGCGGAACAAGUCUGUAUGCAAUGUAGACGAUAUGCUCAUUGACUACAUACUCGGCUAUAAGAUUAUAUGUGCUGUUCCUUGGUCCAAGGUUGAUCAUGUCAUGUUUCCGAUGCAUUUGGAAAUAAACAAUGUGGGUCACUGGAUUUUGGGACGAUUUUCGCUUGAUGACAUGAAGCUUUAUAUCUACAAUUCAAUUCGGACUGAAGAUUGUGAUGUCCUUGUUACGGAGAUUGUGAAGGCUUAUGUUGAGAUUCUGCCCAUAUUCCUUGCCUUGGUGAAUUUUUCGAGGAGUGGAGUGGCUUGCAACGGUAAUAUUGAAGUGGUUAUGGUGGACAAUCUGCCACAGCAGAACAACAGUGAUUGUGGGGUAUAUGUUGCAUCUUUUGCUGAACAUUUCAUUUCGGGUCAUGAGAUCAACAAGGAGAAGUUUGAUGUCACUUCUUUUAGGGAGAGAUACGCAUAUUUGCUCUACGACCAUGGCAAAAUGAAACAAGAUAAUGGAUAUGUCAGUGAUGAUGAAUCCCCUGGUAGUGCACCCGAUGAAGUUAGGAUUAGUCUUUUGAAUUUGAGAGAAAAAUCAUAG